Molecule: messenger RNA, 1131 nt
Organism: Podarcis muralis (Common wall lizard)
Lineage: Eukaryota; Metazoa; Chordata; Lepidosauria; Squamata; Lacertidae
Gene: CISD2
Product: CDGSH iron sulfur domain 2
Biological process (GO): autophagy of mitochondrion; regulation of autophagy
Cellular component (GO): intracellular membrane-bounded organelle; mitochondrial outer membrane
Molecular function (GO): 2 iron, 2 sulfur cluster binding
Source: RefSeq, a predicted model, not a curated record
CCCCCUCGAGGGCAGCGAGGCCGCCGGAGAGACCCGGCUCAGGCCAGCCCCCUCCUCCUCCUCCCUGCUCCCUCUUUUUCCGGUGCGCGCUGGGUUCGUCGCCGGCACGGCCGCGUGCGCGCAUGCUCCGUCGGCGGGAAGGGGGCCACUUGCGACGGCAGCAGCCGGAGGAGGAGGAGCAGCAGGAGGGCAAAGUCGAGGCGGGCAUGCAAAGUUAACCGCGGGAGCGGCAGGUAGCUCAGCAGCAGCCCCAGCGCAGCCCGCCUCUCCUUCGUUCGCUCGCCCUCGACGGCGCACCGCGCGCCGCCCCAGCCCUGCAGCGCCAUGGUGUUGGACAGCUUGGCUCGCAUCAUUAAAGUGCAGCUGCCCGCCUACCUGAAGCGCCUCCCGCUGCCCGAGAGCGUCGGCGGCUUCCUCAGGCUGACAGUUUCAGAAUGGCUGCGGUUAUUGCCUUUCCUGGGUGUCCUUGCUCUGCUUGGAUACCUUGCUAUUCGUCCAUUCCUCCCCAAGAAGAAGCAGCAGAAGGAUAGCUUGAUCAAUCUCAAGAUCCAGAAGGAGAACCCCAAAGUAGUGAACGAAAUCAACAUUGAGGACCUUUGUCUCACGAAGGCAGUGUAUUGCAGGUGCUGGCGCUCAAAAACGUUCCCUGUCUGUGAUGGCUCCCACAAGAAGCACAAUGAGUCGACAGGAGAUAAUGUGGGCCCAUUAAUACUCAAGAAGAAAGAAGUCUAGCAAGCCUCCCCAACUAAGCCACGACUGACGGGAAGUCCACUUGAUACCCACGUGGUAGUGCUUUCAGUCUAAUAGUUACUGUAGACUUGAGCUUUGAUAUCUCUUUAGGUUACCUUAGUUUUAUAGACUGUGAUAGACAUGUGAUGAUAUUUUUGAUGGUCUCAAAUGCCAUGUCCAACUUAACGAAGAAUGGUCCCUUUGUACAUGCGUUUUUACUCCCGUAACAAAAUGAUCGCUCCCAGAGUUUCAAUUUAACCAGUAAUAAAAUGUUAAGGUGAUUCGUAAAGAGCCAUAUAUGUACCCUUUCUCUGCUUAAAAUAAGCACAUCUACACUACAGAUUUAAAUGUGUCUGAAACUAGCUUAACUGUUGUGACUUCCACAAAAGAAUUCUGGGAACG